AUGGUGAUUGAAGGAGAAAGUGAUCAGAAUCAGAAAGGGAAGGAAGGCAAGAAAAGAAUGUUUGGGAAUAGAUGUGAAGGUUCGGCUCAAGGGAGCCAAAGUGGGAAGAAUUUCAAGAAGUUUGGAUUUCAGAAUCAAGGAGGUUCCCGAGGUUUUAAGAAAGGUGAUAAUAGGAACCCGAAAAAGAUUCAAGGACUAAGUGGUCAAAGGAGUCAACAAGCAACUUUAGAAUGUAAGUUCUGCAACAAGAAACACACGGGUAAUUGUAAUAAGGUUGAUAUUGUCUGUUUCAAGUGCAACUCGAAGGGUCAUUAUGCGAACGAGUGCCAAAACCCGAAGCCUUCUGUUACAUGUUUCAAGUGUGGAAAGACCGGUCACAUGUCAAGAGAUUGUAAAGCUUCUGGAACCAGCAAGUUGAUGCAAUUGGCAGCUACCCCUUACAAUCAAGGAAUGAUAUCUUCUGUUCCGACUCUACAACUACCUUCUACUCAAGUCUUUGAGUCUGCAACUCCUGUUUUCCAUCCCGCUUAUCCGGCUCAAGUAAGGACAUUCAACAUGAAUGUCAAAGAUGUUGUUCAGAGUUCUGAGGUUGUGGAGGGUACGCUUUCUGUCAACAACAUCCAUGCUAAAGUUCUAUUUGAUUCCGGAGCUACUAGAUCUUUCAUAUCUGAAACUUUUGUUGGCAAGUUGAAUUGUGAAAUUGAACCGUUAGUUGAACCCUUAUCUAUCAUUGUUGCUAAUCAAGAGCAAGUUUCUGGUAGAAGUAUUUGCCCCCGAUGUACAAUAGAGAUUUCUGGUGUUAGUUUUCCAGCUUCACUUAUACCUUUUCGAUUAGGAGAAUUUGAUGUUAUAUUAGGUACAGAUAGGUUAGCAGAAAAUGGUGCUCAAAUAGAUUGUAAGAAGAAGAAGAUAAUUCUUAAGUCUCCACUGGGAAAGAAAGUAGACUUUAAAGGGCAGAAACAAGUUAACACAUUUGACGAUGAUUCAGGCUAA
This is a messenger RNA of Daucus carota subsp. sativus, 993 nucleotides long. RefSeq lists its product as uncharacterized. Gene Ontology annotation, molecular function: zinc ion binding; mRNA binding; single-stranded RNA binding. Lineage: Eukaryota; Viridiplantae; Streptophyta; Magnoliopsida; Apiales; Apiaceae. The transcript has a single exon. Bases 1 to 993 code for a protein of 330 amino acids. The record is from RefSeq and is a predicted model, not a curated record. Gene Ontology annotation, biological process: positive regulation of cytoplasmic translation; proteolysis. Gene Ontology annotation, cellular component: cytoplasm.